AUGCCGAAGAACAGCAAGGUGACGCAGCGGGAGCACAGCAGCGAGCAUGUCACCGAGUCGGUGGCCGACUUGCUGGCCCACGAAGAACCCGUGGACUACAAACGCAGCGUCCUCAACGUGACGGGGGAGACCUGGGACAAGCAGAAGGAUGGGGAGGAGGACCUGGACGCGGAGAACCGGCCGGCGUGGAACAGCAAACUGCAGUACAUCCUGGCUCAAAUCGGCUACUCCGUGGGGCUGGGCAACGUCUGGCGCUUCCCCUACCUCUGCCAGAAGAAUGGAGGAGGUGCCUACCUGGUCCCCUACUUGGUCCUGCUCGUCAUCAUCGGGCUCCCCCUCUUCUUCCUGGAGCUGGCGGUGGGGCAGAGGAUCCGCCGGGGCAGCAUCGGUGUCUGGAAUUACAUCUGUCCUCGCCUGGGGGGCAUCGGCUACGCCAGCUGCCUCGUCUGUUUUUUUGUCGGUCUCUAUUACAACGUCAUCAUCGGCUGGAGCAUCUUCUACUUCUUUAAGUCCUUCCAGUACCCUCUUCCCUGGAGCGAGUGCCCCAUCGUGAAAAACGGCUCGGUGGCCGUUGUGGAGACCGAAUGCGAGAGGAGCUCGGCCACCACCUACUUCUGGUACCGGGAGACCCUGGACAUCUCCAACUCCAUCUCAGAGAGUGGGGGGCUCAACUGGAAGAUGACCCUGUGUCUGCUGGUGGCCUGGAGCCUUGUUGGCUUGGCCAUGAUCAAAGGCAUCCAGUCCUCUGGAAAGGUGAUGUACUUCAGCUCGCUCUUCCCCUACGUGGUGCUGGUUUGCUUCUUGGUGCGGGGACUUCUCCUGCGCGGGGCAGUGGAUGGGAUCAUGCACAUGUUCACGCCCAAGCUGGACAAGAUGCUGGACCCCCAGGUGUGGCGGGAGGCAGCUACGCAGGUUUUCUUUGCCUUGGGCCUGGGCUUUGGGGGAGUCAUCGCCUUCUCCAGCUACAACAAGCAGGACAACAACUGCCACUUUGAUGCUACGCUUGUCUCCUUCAUCAACUUCUUCACGUCCGUUCUGGCCACCCUGGUUGUGUUCGCUGUGCUGGGCUUCAAGGCCAACAUCAUGAAUGAGAAAUGUGUGGUGGAGAAUGCUGAGAAGAUCUUGGGCUACCUGAACACCAAUGUGCUGAGCCAUGACCUCAUCCCACCCCAUGUGAACUUCUCCCACCUCACCGCCAAGGACUACAAUGAGAUGUACAGGGUGAUCAUGACAGUGAAAGAGGGGCACUUCAAAGAACUGGGCUUGGAUGCCUGUCUGUUGGAGGACGAACUCAACAAGUCAGUGCAAGGAACUGGCCUGGCCUUCAUUGCCUUCACAGAAGCCAUGACCCACUUCCCAGCCUCACCGUUUUGGUCUGUCAUGUUCUUCCUGAUGCUGAUAAACCUGGGGCUGGGGAGCAUGAUCGGGACCAUGUCAGGCAUCACUACACCCAUCAUCGACACCUUCAAGGUGCGGAAGGAAGUGUUCACAGUUGGUUGCUGCAUCUUUGCCUUCGUGGUGGGACUGAUUUUUGUGCAGCGCUCUGGGAAUUACUUUGUCACCAUGUUUGACGACUAUUCAGCCACGCUGCCACUCACGGUCGUGGUCAUCCUGGAGAACAUUGCUGUGGCCUGGAUUUAUGGCACCAAUAAGUUCAUGCAGGAGCUGACGGAAAUGCUGGGUUUCCGGCCCUAUCAGUUCUACUACUACACCUGGAAGUACGUCUCUCCCAUCUGCAUGGCCGUGCUCAUGACCGCCAGCAUCAUCCAGCUGGGAGUCAGCCCCCCAGGCUACAGCGCGUGGAUCAGAGAGGAGGCCGCAGAAAAGUUCCUUUUCUACCCAACCUGGGCCAUGGCUAUUCUCAUCUCUCUGAUCAUCCUGGCAUCCCUCCCUCUGCCUCUGGUCUUCAUCCUCCGACAGUUCCACCUUGUGUCAGAUGGCUCCAACGCCCUCUCCGUUACCUACAAGAAGGGCCGGAUGAUGAAGGACAUCUCCAAUUUGGAAGACAACGAUGAGACCCGCUUCAUCCUGAGCAAAGUGCCCAGUGAGACCCCCUCCCCCAUGCCCACGCACCGUUCCUACCUGGGUCCUGGCAGCAACUCCCCCAUGGAAAUGAGCACUGCCCCCAACGGACGAUACGGGAGUGGGUACCUACUGGCCAGCACCCCCGAAUCCGAACUGUGAUGGUUGCCUGCCCACCACCCCCACCGGGAGAGGAAGUCACUGGGGAGUGGAUCCUGGCUGUCCAGGCAACAGGAAAAUUAAUUCAUAAAGAAGAUGAAGAAGAAAACCCCCUCUUAAAGUCGUAACCCAAAGCAUUUCUAAGGUUGACAUCAGGAAGAAGGGACCAUGGGAGGGGCAGGACUCCUCUGACAACCCUCCCGUGAAAGGCGGGAUCCCCUGGGCUUGCCCUUGGGGAAGAGAGGAGGAACAAGAGACGCUGCAAUACCUUCCCGAGAGUUGUUCUCCUGCAGCUCGUAUCUGAAGCAAAGAAUCUCUCGUUUCUAAGGAGCUGAUGGUUGGAAAAAGGACCUGGUGGCAGGUGGAAAGCCAACCACGCUUCCCCCUGUCACCCAGCGCUCUUCCCUCCCAGUCUGUUGUCCUUUAGCAGGGAGGAGUCAUGGCCUUAUUCCAACGAGCACAAUUAACCAUCGAUGUUUCAUAGCACAAAAGGGUGCUGUUGUUGUCACCGUUGUUGUUGUUGUUGUAUCUCCUGUAGGUUUUUAUAGCUGUGGACACACUCAAAUAACCCCAGAAUUUUGACCAGGGUUGGCAGGGAGCAGCACGGGGCUGGCUGAGAUGUUGCAAUGAGUGAGAUGGUGGAUGGUGGGUCCUUGGUUUUGUCACCACCAGCGUGGGGACAGCGUCAGUGGGUUGUUUUGAGACAUGGAGGCGUCACAUCCAUGGGAUGAUGUGGUCAGUGUGCUCCGUGGUUAGGCAGUUAUUGUGCUGAGUGGCAGAAGGUCCUCUGGAGUGGUGAUUUGGAUGUGUAAGCAUGUUGGGGGGGUCUGGACAGUUGAUGGGGGUCAGGAGUGCUCUCCUGGAAUUACUCCUGAUGUGUGGGAUGCUCCCCUGAACCAAAAUCCCUGGCUUGGUGAUUGUCUCCUCUUGCCACUCUCUUUAGAUGUCCCAGAGGGACAAGCAGAAGAGCUGUGGGGCAUCCAGUCCCAUCACAGUCCUGGUUUAGCUCUCAGGAAACCACCCCCUGACUUACCUCUGGCUGGGGGGAGCUGGACAGUGAUUAUCUCUGGACAAACGUCCUCAUAUCUCAUAGCUUUGAACCAGGGCCUCUGCACUGGCCUCCUGUUGCACCUCCAUGGGGGCUCACCAGCCUUUGGAUGGGGGUAACCAGCUCUUGGGGACAACAGAAGUCCAAGCAGCAGUUACUGGG
Molecule: messenger RNA, 3391 nt
Organism: Calidris pugnax (ruff)
Lineage: Eukaryota; Metazoa; Chordata; Aves; Charadriiformes; Scolopacidae
Gene: SLC6A17
Product: solute carrier family 6 (neutral amino acid transporter), member 17
Exons: 11
Coding region: 1-2184 (727 amino acids)
Biological process (GO): L-leucine transport; glycine transport; sodium ion transmembrane transport
Cellular component (GO): synaptic vesicle; plasma membrane
Source: RefSeq, a predicted model, not a curated record